ACCCUCCACACCCUGCAGUCUCGGGAAGUUCCUCCGCAUUCCUGCUAUAGUCACACACGCACACACACACACACACCCAUACUAUACAUAUACAUACACACACAUACAUAGAAAGCUGGGAGGAUCCACACGCUGGGUCUGGGAGUUUGCAGGGGCUGUGGGCCUGCUGUAGGACUGGAGACAAGAUCCUCUUCAUCAACGCCCUGCCAGUCUCACCAUGAGUGAGGCAGGUGGUGAUGAAGGUGGAGGUGGCAGCAGCAGUAGUAACACAGACCAGCAGACAGAGGAUAAGUCUCCUGGAGGAAAGAUUCUGGGAAAACUAAGCGCUAUCGCCACUGGACCAGGCUGGACUAAGGCCAGCUGCCCCUGCUGUGUGUCGGAGCAGGUCGAGCCAUUGGUUGUAGUGAAGCUUGGGGAGAAAGUUCGCCCCGAGACCAAGAGGUGGCUCAUCAGAGUGAUUGGAGCUCCUCAGAAAGAUGGAGGUGCAGCAUUACUGGCCCACUCAGGUGAGGACGCCAGUGGUGACAUCAUUGUGGUCUCUGCCCCGCGCUGUACGUUACUACGAGCCACCGAAGAGUUGGGUCUAUGUAAGACUUACUGCAACGGGGACAUGGAGGCCUUCUCCUACCAUGACAGAGAACACUUUAAAGAUUCAGACAACAUGGAGGUGUUCCUGACGCUGGCGGAGAGAGAGUACAUAGUGAAAUAUGAGCUGGACGGUCUGCGGGCACAGAGGGACCUGAGAAUACCUGGCCUGCCUGACAAUUACACACUGCAACACCGAGACAACAUCUGGCAGAAGCUGGGGUCAGCUGGUGUGAUUGUAGACACCUUCCCUCUCCAUAAACACGACAAACUGAAAGAUCUCAGUGAAGCCUGGUACUCUGGGAAUCAGCUGGCUCAGCCACUGGAUUCAGUCAAUGCAUAUUUUGGAAGCUCAGUGGCGUUCUACUUCAGCUUCCUUGAUUUCUACACCUGGUCUCUGCUGCCACCAGCGAUACUGGGCCUGUCCAUCACAUACUUCUCAGGUGAAGUUCAGAAGGAGAUGGAUGAGUCAGUCUCGGGCUCACAGGUCACGAUCGCUGAUGAUGAUGCAGGACCUGGUCACAUCAUCCAGGCUGUGUUUAGUAUGCUGUGGUCCACAGUGGUCAUCGAGCUGUGGAAGCGUCGGAGCUCUUCCCUGUCCUACCGCUGGGGGACCCUGCACCUUGCUGAGCGCUUCGCAGAGCCACGGCCCGGUUUCCAUGGUGAUCUUGGGGUCAACCCUGUUACAGGUCGCGUGGAGCCGCUGUUUGCUGAAUGGCAGAGAGACCUCCGUAUGGCGCUGGUGUCAGUCCCAGUGGUGGGAAUGUUUCUAGGGUUGGUGGUGCUGGGUAUGGUUUGUUUCUACUGGGGGGAGGCCCAGGUGAAACAGCUACACCAGGACUGGGACUCCCUGCUGACUCAGACUUUGCUCUACAUGCCCUCUGUGCUUCACAUCGUCUAUACAAACAUGCUAGCGAAUGUUUACAAGACAGUGGCAAAGUCUCUGACUGAAUAUGAAAACCACAGAGAAGAGUCCGCCUUUCAGAACCAUCUAACAGCCAAAGUCUUAGUGUUCACCUUCUUCAACUACUUUGCAGUGCUCUUCCACAUUGCCUUCUUCAAGCAGGAUGUGUCUUUGCUCCGUAAGCGUCUGGCCUCUUUGCUGAUAGUGAGCCAGCUCGUGAACCAGGUGACAGAGGUGGUCAUACCCUUCCUGGUGGACCGGCUCGUCAACGCCCCCCGUAGGAGAGAGAGAGAAGAUGACCCGCAGGAGGACAAAUUCAGGAACCAAAUCACCUCGCCUGUUUUCCCUGGCCUGUUUGGGGAGUACAUCGAGCUCUUGGUGCAGUUUGGGUAUUUGAGUCUUUUCUCCUGUGUGUAUCCUCUGACGGCCGUGCUGCUGCUCAUCAACAACCUCACGGAGAUCCGAUCGGACGCUUACAAGAUCUGCAAUCUUUUCCGCAAACCAUUUUCCCCCCCUGUGGCUAACAUGGGCGUGUGGCAGUUAGCUUUUCAGGUCCUGAGUUUUGUCUCCGUUGUGUCUAACUGCUGGCUACUGAUACUGUCACCACGGGUGCGAGAGCUGUGUCAGGAGGGCGGGAUGAGCAGCACAAACUUUCUGCUGUUGGCUGUUUUGGUGGAGCAUGUGCUGAUCUUGAUCAAAGUGGUUUUGGCUGCCUUGAUCCCUGAUGAACCGGACUGGAUCAGGAAAAAGAAAGAACAUAUAGAGUACACAUCCAUGCAGGCCCUGAGACAGCAGAAGCUGCUUUCUGAAGAGUCCUGAUUGCAUUUCAGAUUGUGGAGGUGGUGCUGUACAGCUGCUACAACCAGAAGAUACAGUACCACUGAGCCUUGCAGGGUCCAUGAUGCAUACUGCUGUGCCCUUAUACUCCACCUUUUAAAGUGCUGACAAUAAGAUUUCUGCUACUCUCACUAAGUCACAUGGUGCUUCUGCAAUGUAAACACUCUGAAAUGCACCUUUAUAUCAUACAUACACUGCAAGUGCAAUUCAAACAGCAGCUAAAAAGUGUUGUUUUUUUUCAGUAUUAGACGGCAAAUGUUAUGUAUACAGAUGCCCUUUAAAAUAUUAUGUUAAUGAUAAAGGAGGGUUAUUUGUGCAGAUCUAAUGAAGGGACAGUAAAUAGGUGAAGAGUUGUAUUACAUAUUUAGUAAGGGACAGACAGGAAGGAGUAUUGAUGUCACUGGCAGGGUCAAAGGCCUACACAGAACACUUGACAAAAUGUUCCAGUUUUAUCUGCUUUAUUUAUUGCUCAGUGCUCCAACUUGGUGAUAAGCUACAGUUAGUGAUCAGGAUUCAUAAUGAGAGAAUAGUGUCAUCAUUAGAGUGAUUAUCAUUAGAAAAACAGCCGCCCGAAUAAUAGAAAAUCAGUCAUUAAAGCUUCUCUAUUCAACAUUUUUAUAUGUGUUGCUCAAAGUGAUGAGCCCACAGAGAAAUAUCACCCAACAGUGCAGUUCUCAGCUCUACGGGGCUUUUUAGCUUCUUUCAGUUCCUUGUUUUGGUUUAGUGGCCAAAAAGUAAAUUAUUGCAGAUUUAGUUUAAAAAAACAAAUCUUUUUGUCUUUCUCUCUGUCUGUAGGCACUGAUGUUAAAACUUAUACCAUCAGCUUAAACGUGAUGUAAGUGUUAAUGCUAACAUGUCAAAAAUCAUACUCUUGUCCUAUUUGACCCUUUAUAAGUUGUGUCUAAUUGAACCAAAAGUGGGCAAUGUUGCACUUGUAUCUUUAUUUGUAGGUGCAUUGGUGAUACAGUGAUACUGUUUUUUAUUAUGUAAUCACAGUAUGGCUAUGGCUUGAGGUUCCUCAAAUGACGUGUAGCAUGAGGGAAAUGCUGUGCCAAGAUGUACAAUUUGCGUUGAGAGUGAUGGGUAGCAACCAAAGAACCGCUAGUGCUUUGCUAUUAGAAAUGUAUUAUUUUUUUAUGGGUGUAUUUUAGUCUUUACUCACUCCUCAAUUUGUUGUGUGCCUCUAAAAACAACUGCUUGAAUUUAUUGUGCUGCAACCACUAAUUCAUCUUAUAGUCAAAUACUAAAUAUCACAAGUGUUCACUCUUCACUGCUGGUAGAUUUGACUUCAUACACAAAUGUGUAGAUGAGUGCACUGGGGAAGUCCACCAUUUCUUCCAUGAAAUAAUGGUGUAUUGUUCAUUAUAUAAAUUAUUGAUUUUAGAAGGUAGUAUUUUUUCCAGCCACCAGGAGGCACCAUACCCUUUCUAUUCCAUUCCUCAUGCAGCUUUUCAGGCACUGGUGGCUGCAAAGGACUAUAUCACAUAGGUUGUGAGACUUCCUCAGCUGGCUGCAGCUGCACAUGUACACUCUUGACGCUAAUCAUAAACCUGUGUGUGUGUGUGUGUGAGUCUGUGUGUGUGCUCUGAUCUGAGGGGUCCUACCUGGUCCUAGGAUCAGGAUUUCAGGUUAGAAACAGAGUUGACAAUGUUUGCUGGUUGUCCAAUAAAUUCACAAAGGAAAACUG
Molecule: messenger RNA, 4013 nt
Organism: Thunnus maccoyii (southern bluefin tuna)
Lineage: Eukaryota; Metazoa; Chordata; Actinopteri; Scombriformes; Scombridae
Gene: ano10b
Product: anoctamin 10b
Exons: 16
Coding region: 218-2308 (696 amino acids)
Biological process (GO): chloride transmembrane transport
Cellular component (GO): plasma membrane
Molecular function (GO): chloride channel activity
Source: RefSeq, a predicted model, not a curated record